AUGUGGGUUCUGCUCAAUCGCGUUUGGGACCGUGCUUUUCAACAGUCAUGGCGUCCGACCGCCAGACAUCAUGGCCAGGGACGACGAUGCUGCCAGGAGCACGGCUGUACAACACGGCCAUCGUACGGCCAAGCCCAUAGCAAGCAUGCGCAGUUCUGCUCCCAGCAUAAGCUACGGGGCAUGGUCGACGUCGUCAAGAAGAGGUGCGGCCAUCCAGGUUGCACGAAGAGGCCCUCAUAUGGAAAAGACGGCAGCAAGAAGGCGGAGUUCUGUGCCCAGCAUGCUCUACAGGGCAUGGCUAACGUGUUCAGCAGGAGGUGCCACCACCCAGGUUGCACGAAGGCACCUUCACAUGGAAAAGACGGCAGCGAGAAGGCGGAGUUCUGUGCCCAGCACGGAAAGCCAGGGAUGACAAAUGCCGUGAAGAGGACUUGCGGCCACCCAGGUUGCACGAAGCGGCCUUCGUAUGGAAAAGACGGCAGUAAGAAGGCGGAGUUCUGCGCCCAACACGUGCAGCAGGACAUGGUCAAUGUUAGACAUAAGAGGUGCAGUAAUCCAGGUUGCUCGAAGCGGCCGUCGUAUGGAAACGACGGCAGCAAGAAUGCGGAGUUUUGUGUCCAGCACGCGCGUCAGGGCAUGGUCAAUGUUGUCCGCAAGCGGUGCGGCCAUCCAGCGUGCAUGAAGUUGUCUUCAUAUGGCAAAGCCGACAGCAAGAAGGCGGAGUUCUGUGCCCAGCACGCGCAACAGGGCAUGGUCGAUGUUAAUAAUAAAAGGUGCAGUCAUUCAGGUUGCACGAAACGUCCGUCGUUUGGAAAAGACGGCAGCAAGAUGGCGGAGUUCUGCCGGCAGCACGCGCAACGGGGCAUGGUCGAUGUUGCGAGCAAGAGGUGCGGCCAUCCAGGUUGCACGAAGCAGCCGUCGUAUGGAAGAAACGGCAGCAAGAUGGCGGAGUUCUGUAUCCAGCACAGCGAGGGGGGAAUGAUUAAUGUGCGACGUGCUAAGUAA
Messenger RNA from Ectocarpus sp. CCAP 1310/34, 1005 nucleotides. The record is from the annotation of a GenBank genome assembly. NCBI's taxonomy places the organism in Eukaryota, Phaeophyceae, Ectocarpales, Ectocarpaceae.